AUGCCCAGUGCGCCUCCGUCUUCCGUUUCGCGCCACUCUCACAGCAGUCGACGACAUCGCUCGAGUCGUUCGCAUCAUGGCGGUCUUGCUCAUCAGUCCCAGAAUGACUUCCCGGUCUUUACUCACACCGGCGAUGUCGAGAUCAUCAUUCGCGCAGGCUCCCAGGAGAAGCGAUACCUCCUUCAUCGGCUGAUCCUGGCGCAAUGUUCGGGGUUCUUUGAGGCCAGCACCCAGGAAGAAUGGUCGCGACAGCCGCCCUCUCGCCCGUCGAACCACGGUCCGCCCGACCUAGCCGUGUUGUCACGCAUCAGUGAGGAUAACUCGUCUCUAUCGAAUGGGUCGACUCUGGCACAGUCAGAGAAUGGAUUCGGUGGUCUUCCCCUUCCCCCGGAGAAGAAGCGAUGGCGAUACGAGCUGGACUGGGAUAGCAAAGCGGAGGACGAGGAGCCUAUGCUGGUUCAAAAGGUUGAUGACCUCGAAGAUCUCAAGGCCCGGGUCGACUACAAGGUCCUGUGUCUCACCCUGACCACCUCGCGCGGCGAGCGCGUCUCCCCGACAAACGCCUACCUCGACUGGCUGGCCGUGUCGCUCUUCCGCCAGUGGUUCGUCGACAGCACCACUCCGCCGCCACCCCCCAUCCUCAAAAACGGCGCCCCCACCAGCGCCACCGCCAACUCCCACCACCACAGCAGCAGCGCCGGCGGUAGCAGCGGCAAACCCGCCGACUCGCACUCUUCCCGAGCACCCCCGUCCAUGGCUGCACCCCUGUCCUCCGCGCAGGUCUACCGACUGAUCGGCUCAUCCUCGUUGCAGGCGUACCUGCCGCGCGAGGAGCUGAAACGUUUCCUGAAGGUGCAUCCAACGCCGUCGUCCGAGGCGCUGUACACGCGGGACGUGUUGAAGCGCUUCGAGCGCAAGAUGGACGAGAUCAAGCGGCUGGCCCGGGAGAUCGUCAAACCGCUCAUGCGCAACUUUCUUGAGCUCGAUUUGAAGAGCGGCGGCGGCGAUGUCGCGGGGGACACCGGGCUGCCGUAUCUCACUUGUAUCAAGGUGGAGGAUAUCGAUAUCCCGUGGAGUUGA
Messenger RNA from Aspergillus terreus NIH2624, 1080 nucleotides. Its product is annotated as BTB/POZ domain-containing protein. The record is from RefSeq and is a predicted model, not a curated record. Lineage: Eukaryota; Fungi; Ascomycota; Eurotiomycetes; Eurotiales; Aspergillaceae. The transcript is spliced from 2 exons. Bases 1 to 1080 code for a protein of 359 amino acids.